AUGGAGGUGAGGCUAACGACGAAAGAAGGAAAAGGUGGAAACUCUCUUCAAUCAGUCCGCUGCUUCGUAUCUCGUGCCAGCGAUAAGUCGUUGCCUCCUGUACAUACUGACCAGUGUGUCGUCUUACCUCACUCCACCUGGUGUCCAGUUUCAGUCUGCCACGUGCUCGGCACGACCGUCACCGCCAACCCCGACAACGUCGAGCACAUGCUCGCCACCAACUUCAACAACUUCCCCAAAGGGAAGCCCUUCUCUUCGAUCCUCGGGGACCUUCUGGGCAAGGGGAUCUUCAACGUCGACGGCGACCUCUGGAUGUUUCAGCGUAAGAUGGCGAGCUUGGAGCUAGGCAGCGUCUCCGUUCGGUCCUACGCUAGAUCACCAUGCCACGAAGAAUCCGUUCCCCGCAGGGCCAUCGGGCAGGUCGACGCCCUGGCUGACGAGGUGAUAAGGCAGAGGAGGAAGCUAGGGCCGUCGUCGUCGAACUCCGACCUACUGUCCAGGUUCAUGGGCUCGGUAGACGACGAUAGGUAUCUGAGAGACAUAGUCGUCAGCUUCUUGCUGGCUGGUCGAGACACGGUGGCUUCAGGACUCACGACAUUGAUUUUGCUGUUAUCGGACCAUCCCGAAGUGGUGGCGAAAAUGAGACGGGAGAUCCACGCCAACUUGAAAGGAAAUUCGAUGAGUUACGAGGCGCUGAGAUUCCCGCAGACUUCGAGUCGAACUGUACCGCGGGACGAUGUUCUCCCUGACGGCACGUUUGUGAGUAAAGGCGGCAGGGUGACCUACCAUCCCUACGCAAUGGGGAGGAUGGAGAGUAUAUGGGGAGAGGACUGGGCCGAGUUCAGGCCCGAGCGGUGGCUGAGCGAGAGCGGGUCCUUCGUGCCGGUGGGCCCGUUCAAGUACCCUGUGUUUCAGGGCGGGGCCCGCGUUUGUUUGGGGAAGGAGAUGUUGUGGAUAAUGGAGUCAUCUUCAAGCACUCAUCGUGGAUUGAUGUGCUAUUGUGGAAGGAGGGCUAUACUCUCCAGAUCUGGAACUAAGACGAACCCUGGUCGAUUGUUUUUAGGAUGUGCUAAUUGGAAAGUGAAUAAUUGUGGAUUCUUCAAAUGGGUGUCUGAUGAAGAGGAGUUUGAAGGUUCAAAGGCAGGGCUUGUUCAGACGAAGCAGUCGAGCGUGAUGUCGCAAGUUUCAAGUGCCGUGUCAAUUGGAGAAAUGCGGGAAAGGAGAAAGAUUGAAAUUGAUAUUAUGGAUUUGUUGAAGCUUGCUGUAUUUGUUCUUUUAAUUGGUAUUUUUCUUGGAUUUGUUUACUUCAUGGCCCUUUAG
Molecule: messenger RNA, 1320 nt
Organism: Asparagus officinalis (garden asparagus)
Lineage: Eukaryota; Viridiplantae; Streptophyta; Magnoliopsida; Asparagales; Asparagaceae
Product: cytochrome P450 94C1-like
Exons: 7
Coding region: 1-1320 (439 amino acids)
Molecular function (GO): heme binding; iron ion binding; oxidoreductase activity, acting on paired donors, with incorporation or reduction of molecular oxygen
Source: RefSeq, a predicted model, not a curated record